Molecule: messenger RNA, 2625 nt
Organism: Ceutorhynchus assimilis (cabbage seed weevil)
Lineage: Eukaryota; Metazoa; Arthropoda; Insecta; Coleoptera; Curculionidae
Source: the annotation of a GenBank genome assembly
GUUAGUAACCAUAAUGAAACCAAGUUUUUAAUUUUAGCUCUAUCCAAAUUUCCACAUAAUGCUAAAAAAAACGGCAUGAUUAAAAAUUUGGGAAAAGUAUUUUCUUGCAUUUUUUUCGGAAAAUGCCAAAAUUAAAUAAUCCUCAACGUUAUGGUCUUCAGGUCCACCUAUGUUAUACUCAUGUUAAAAUUUACAAUUAUAGUCGGAAAUACCUAACAUAUCAGCUAGUUUUCAAAAUUGAUUGCUUUUUUAAAAAAGCUCAAUGUAAGAUACCAGGCAAAAAAGUCGGCAAUUUUCUAUAAUCACACUCUCUUUAUCGUAGUUUUUGUUAUUAAUAAUUGUGUAAAUAAAUAAAUAAAUAAAUUCUUUAUUUACGGACAUGCCAUUUUUACAAAGGUAGACUUAAAGUGUAGGUACACGCAAUAAUAAAUAUUUGGAAUAACAAGUAGAAAUGCAGAGACUGCAGGGGUUUGAAGACGCAAAUAUUCCACUUUUCCUGUUCAAAGUAUGGAAGUUAGUCAGCGAUCCAAACACUGACAAUGUGAUUAGUUGGAGAGAGUGUGGAAAUACCUUUAUAAUUCAUAAUCAAGGCCAGUUUUGGUAUGAUUUGCUACCCUUAUACUUCAAGCACAACAACAUGAGCAGUUUUGUUAGACAGCUGAACUAUUAUGGAUUCCACAAGGUCUCGAGCUUGGACAAUGCAGGUUUGUCAGAAAAAGAAGAUAGUAAAACUAUACAGUUUCAUCACCCAUAUUUUAAAAGAGAUGCUCCUGAACUACUGAAAAAGAUUAGGAGAAAGCCACCGAAAUCCAACGAAGCACAAAGUGUAAUUGGAUCCGAUGAGUUAAAUGACGCCCUCAAGGAAGUGAGGUACCUUCGUGGGCGGCAAUCAAGUGUCGAUUCUCAGCUAUCUGCAAUGAAACAAGAAAAUUCUGUUCUGUGGCGAGAGUUAGCAUUACUCAGGCAGAAGCAUGUGAAGCAACAGCUGAUAGUGAACAAGCUUAUACAAUUUCUGUCUACAAUGGUCAGUCCAACGACCUCACAAAGAAUGGGAGUAGUUAAACAAAGUAGCAAACUAAUGUUGAAUGAAAGUUUCUCAAAGAAAAGACGAGUUUGCAGGAAUAGUCAAAGUACUGAUGAUGGGGAAACUACAAUUCAUGAAGCCGAUUCUUUGGCUGAACUAUCUCCUGAACAGUUGAUUGAAGAGGCAGCUAUGGAAGAUGAUACUCCAGUAAUUAAUUCUCCGGGAUCUGAAACCUUGACAGUUGCCUCGAAUGUAGAAAGUUCAACAUCUGAAACUACCUUUUGGGAUAAACCAGACGUUGUGACUAUUGAAGAUGCAAUUCAACUGGCAGAAAAUGAAGAAGAUAUCAUAAACAACUUACAGGAAAAUGCUGGAAGUAAUCUUGAUACUCUUGGCAGGCCUAUGUCACCUGCAAUGUCCAAUAUAAAUGGUUCAGUCGGAAAAAAUAUAACAAAUGCUAAAACCAAUUUAAGCAAAAGCCAGGUUUCCGCGUCGUGUUGUACGCCCGACAUACAAGUAACAACCAAAAAGAUUUCCAAUAGGGGCAAUCUAAAUCUGCAUUUGGAUAAUACCCGAUGUGAAUUUAACGAGUUAAAGGACAUAAUAUUGGAUGGAUGUCGCAUAUUGGACAGUAAUACUUUAUUUGGGCUGUUUAAUGGCAAUGCGCUUAGUCCUGAAAUAGGAACUGUUUCGCAGAACAAUAUUUCAAUGAUGGAAAAAGCUAAUCCUAUGGUUUCUGGAAUUGAACAACAGGCCUCCACAAAUAACUUAUUAGAUUUUAACGAACUACUUGAUGAAGAUAUUGAUAGUCAGCGUUCGGCAACAUUGUCUGAUGACUCCUGCUUGGAUACUUCUUCUGUGCCGAAUACCCAAUCAUCUAGUUUGAAUACACCUUCAAUUGGUAAAAUCGAACCCAAAUUUCCAAUUGCAUAAAUUUGUAUGGAGUAAUGUAUAUGAUACAUAGUAUUUCCAAAUUAAAGACAUUUGUCUAGGACUAUUUAAAAAACUACUGAAAAUAUAUGUUUAUUAUUUUUUUAUUUUUGUGUUUUUUAUUUCCUUACAAUAUACAUAAUAGGAUGAAACCCAUAAAAUAAAACAAACAUUUUAUGUAAGGUGAAAUAUAUUUUUUUUUUAAAUAAACCUACUAAUUAACAAAAAAAAAACUGUUGCCAUUUUUAAAAACAAAAGUUCAAAAUUCAAACAUCACAUAAUAACUCGGAAUACAAUUAAUUUUCUUACGUGGUUAAGAUUUUCUUAAAGCCUAACAGUUGAUGUCCCUUUGUUCCUAAAAAUCUGCUAUUUUACUUCAUUUAUACACAUUUAUCCAUAAUGGGAGUUAAUAAAUAAAGAAAUAUUUUAAAAAAACAUAUCUAAGAAGAAUAAGACUAAGUAUCAAGAAUUUUAUUGAUAUUUUAUAUUACAAAUCUUAUGAAGUUUAGGAUAUGAACCUUGAAAUAAUAAUAAUAGACUAUACAUGUAGACGGAUAUUUCACUAAAUAGAUUAUUAAUUAAUUUAUAAUAAGUUUUCGUAGCAAACUUGCGCUACUGUACAAAAAAAAAAAUAUGUAAAUUAUAUGUUGAGAGUUUGACCACCUAAACCU